This is a messenger RNA of Trypanosoma theileri, 2292 nucleotides long. RefSeq lists its product as uncharacterized. NCBI's taxonomy places the organism in Eukaryota, Euglenozoa, Kinetoplastea, Trypanosomatida, Trypanosomatidae. The record is from RefSeq and is a predicted model, not a curated record. The transcript has a single exon. The coding region runs from base 1 to 2292 and encodes 763 amino acids.
AUGCAAGUCCCAUUGCUGCAACAACAACAACAACAGGAGCAACAACAACAACAGCGACGUGUUGCGUAUCUUUAUGUUUCUCGUGAGUCUCUGUACGAGGAGACCAAUGGUAAUAAUAGUAACAAUAUUAAUAAUAAAGAACAGAAUGGUGAUAAUGGCAGUAUGGAUGAGGAGUGUGAUGAGUACAACAUGAUCAAUGAGGAAGAUUCAGGUGAUGGCGAGGACAAUGAUGACGACCAUGGUCCCCUUUUGAGUCUAGAUCAAAUAGCUGUUGAAAUGCAUGUUUCAGUGGAUGAUCUUUUUCACGCUCUACAGAACAGUAGUGCAAACAGUAGUAAUGAUUCUAGAGCAGACUAUUAUCCAUGUUGGUCCCUUGCUGUAUCAGAGAGUAUAAAUCAUAGUGGAAGUGAGGUAUCAGAUCCCAACAGUAUUAGUAGUAACAGCAGCGGUAGAAAAAAGAGUUCCAGUAGAGAGAGAAGGAACGGUAGUUCCAACAACAAUAGUAGUACCCUAGAUGAUAAUGAUGAUGAUGGAGGAGGAGGAGAAGAAGAAGAAGAAGAAGCCUUAAUGUCCACUCACCGGCAUUCCUCAAGGGAGGCAGUAGGAAGAACACCAUUACUGCGGUUCUCUCUGGAGAGUGCAGGAACAACACCACCAGUCGCAACCACAAUGGAAGGAAGAGUCAAUCGUGAGAUUGAAGAACAUUUACAGGAGGCGAUGGGAACAGAUGAAUAUAGAGGACCUAUUUUGUUUUACGCAUCAUCUAAUAGCGGCAACGCUUCACAUCUCACACACUACUCACUCUCAGAUUCUUCAUUUACUCGUUCGCUGAAUACUAUUCCCCCUCCUCUUCCUCUUUCUUCUGGUUCUUCUGCUGUUGUUCUUGUUUCUACGGGUUCUACUUCUUCACCUUCACCAGCACGAACACCAACACCACCAGCAAUGGAACGUACACCAUCGUCGUUGCCGAAUCCUGCGAAACGCCGCAUUCGGUUUGGCAGUCGAAUUGUGAGCAGUGUGUCUGUAUACACUGUUGAUAGCGAGGUGUAUCUUGGUUUGCACUUCCGGCAGCAUUGGUCUAGUUGGGCCGCAUUACUCUGCGGUUUUAUUUUGGAAAGUUUAUUUGAAGUACACUUAAAAUGGUUUGCGAAUAUCGGGGGUGCAACAACUACUGCGACCAUCCCUAUUGCGCAUUGGGUGUAUACAUACCGUGUCAUUCUCUCUAUAGUGUAUAGUCUUGCGUGGCUGCCAUGCUAUCGCCGUCGUCUGAUGAUGAACGCGAAUAGUAAUUCUAAUAAUAAUGAUAGAAAUUUUCUUAAUGGGAAUCGCUUUAGAAGAGGAUUACGUAGUUUUUGCAUGAAGAAGUUAAGUAUGACAUUCUUAUCAUCCUUGUGCUAUUCACUUGCUACUGCCACGAUGGUGCUGUCGAAUGAAAUGUCAGGAUCUUCAUUAUUUUUUACUGCAACCAUCAUGCACUCUGCGUGGAUUCUUCUUUACCGCGUUGCACGACGGCAAAUGGUUUUCUUUAUUGAGUGCUGUGGUGUAUUCCUUCUUAUUCUUGGAAAUGUGUUAUGUAAUAUUGAUAGUACACGCGCGAUGGGUCUGCGUGAAACACUAUAUGGGAAUAUUAUCAUGACAGGUGGGAGUAUUCUUUUUGCGGCUGCUUUUCUACUUAUGGCGUUUGGUCUACAACAUCAACUCUGCACUACAGUGAGUAUCACUGUUGCCGUUGGUGUGGAAUUGUUUCUUAUCACUCUUAUUAUGGGUGUAUGCUACGGCUAUCCAAUGAUAUCAACAUCAUCAUCAACAUCAACAGGAGGAAAAGAUGAUAGCAUGAAUGCUGGAUUUCUACGUGCAAACGCCCUACAUGCGUUUCUACUCGGUGUAGAAGAUCUUCUCUUUAGUCUCAUGUAUCUCUACGCCCUGUUCCAUCUUGAUGUUCUCUCCGUCUCUGCCUGCUUUUCACUCAAAGUUGCUAUUGUUCCCAUUGUUGCCCACUUUGUUGUUUGGCAGCACGCCGCUGUGGUCCCACCUGUUGUUCAGCUGCGUUGGGGGCCGUUGCUCUUCACGGGCGUUGCGGUUGUCGCCACAGCGGCGGCGGCGGUGAUGUACUUUGCGUCUGUGCGGCGUCGCUUUGUGGCCCGGCGGUUAUUUCACCUCCGCGGCCUCCGCCCCGUGCCGGAUCCAUACAGGAAGAAGGCACGGACACGGCAACAGCGACAACGGCAGCAGCUGCAACAGCAGCGGUACACACCACUGCCAUCAUCGGAAUCAAUGGCAGGAGUACGGUGA